Molecule: messenger RNA, 737 nt
Organism: Scatophagus argus
Lineage: Eukaryota; Metazoa; Chordata; Actinopteri; Scatophagidae
Gene: pfdn1
Product: prefoldin subunit 1
Exons: 4
Coding region: 122-496 (124 amino acids)
Biological process (GO): protein folding
Cellular component (GO): prefoldin complex; cytoplasm
Molecular function (GO): protein folding chaperone
Source: RefSeq, a predicted model, not a curated record
UUAUAGCUAAGGGCUGCAACCUGAUUGAAACAAGAGGAAGAAGGACAAGAGGGGAAGAAGAAGAAGAAGAAGAAGAAGAAGAUUAUCGUCGCACAUGCGCAGUCUGUUUGUGGAAUAGUCAAUGAAGAUGGCUGCGCCCAUAGACUUGGAGCUGAAGAAGGCGUUCACGGAGCUGCAGGCGAAGAUGAUCGAUACGCAGCAGAAGGUGAAGUUGGCCGACCUGCAGAUCGAUCAGCUGACUCGGGUUCAGAAACACACUCAGCUCACUCACGCUGAGAUCACCACGUUGCCCGACAACACGCGCCUGUAUGAGGGAGUUGGACGCAUGUUCAUUCUUCAGUCGAAGGAGGAAAUAAACAAUCAGCUGAUGGACAAACAGAAAACAGCUGACGAGAAAAUUAAAGAACUCGAGCAGAAGAAAGUGUACCUUGAACGCAGCGUGAAAGAAGCAGAAGACAACAUCAGAGAGAUGCUGCUGUCCAGGAGAGCCCAGUGAUCUGUAAUCAAUAACUUAUUAGUAACCCAGCGAUACACUCAUCAGUCGUCUGUAAUCACUAACGCACACACGUGUUCACGUCGGUGUCUGUCUGUUAGUUCUUCAUAUUAAAAUGUUGAGAAAAAUGUCGGUCUGUUUCUUGUCUGACUUUGAUUUAAAUACAUGAAGAAGAAUGUACGUGUUGUUUCUUUAGAUUGAUUUUGAUGCUCAGAGCAAACUGAAAUAAAAUGAAGUUUUUCCA